Molecule: messenger RNA, 4105 nt
Organism: Mycena citricolor
Lineage: Eukaryota; Fungi; Basidiomycota; Agaricomycetes; Agaricales; Mycenaceae
Source: the annotation of a GenBank genome assembly
CUGGAGCAGGUGACUAGGAGUGCCAAACAAGCCCGAUAAGAUAAGACUGGUACCACUCGAUCGAUGGCGGCCGACACAGCUUCCUCGCAACGGCGACUAUGACCCGACUACUUUCGUCAUCGCUGCGCAGAACGACCUCGAAACCUGCCAAUACACCACACUCUCUCGCUGUCUCAAGGUACAGGGGGCACACGUGGCACAAUUGUCCGACGGGUGCUCUCCAACGUGUAUGCCACAGAACAGUUCAGACUACAUCUCCCUCGCACCCGAAAGCAUACUCUACAGCAACCGCUCCAGAUAUACUAGACAAAUACCGCUCCCUGGUUUCUGCAGGACAAAUUCAAUGGGACGACGAGCAAAUUCGUGUCAUCAUGCAGCUCAGGAGGGUACAGAAAGAGCUGCUGGACUACUCACCCGCGAUCGUUGCGCCGCAUCUGCUUGACCCAGCGAGCGCCGGAUCAUCGGGGUGGUGGCAACGAGACGGAAACUCUGCCGAGAGUCGCCAGACGCGGGGAUCCGAGUCAAUAGACAGAUCGCUCGUCCUCCUCAAGAGUGUUUCCGAAGAACUGGCUGACCUGAAGACGCCCAAGGGAAUCCUGUUGACUGGUCCGCCCGGCUCGGGAAAGAGCUUCCUCAUCGACCUGUGGCUCUCGUGCAUCCCGACCCCUUACAAGACGCGCAAACAUUACCAACAACUCGUUCUCGAGAUAUACCGCGGAGUCUGGGAAGAAACCCGGCACCGCAUGGCUGCGGCUCCAUCCCGCGUCGCUCCCGACUACCCGGAUGCCGAUGCCGAACCAUGGACACCCUCAGUCCGAGAAAAAUGGCGGAAUCUCGUCAAGUCCGGGAGCUUGCCCCAAUUCUGGCGCCGAAAAGCGGGCCAAACCGGAUCCCAUGCCUCAGACCCUCCGAUAGCGUUCAACGUGGCGCAGCGGCUGCUGCUGCGCCACUGGCUGCUCGUCUUCGACGAAGUGCAGCUGCUCGACAUAUCCAGCGCCACGCUCCUGGCGGACGUGCUAUCGUGGUACUGGCGCAUGGGCGGUGUGAUCGUGGGCACGUCGAACAAGGUGCCGGAUGAUAUAUACAGGCACGGCGUGCAGCGGGAGAGGCUGGAGCCGUUUGUCGAGGCGCUCAAAGCGCGGUGUCCGGUGCUUGAGAUGCGAUCCGAGCGGGACUGGAGGCAGAGAGCGUGUGGGGCGGACGACUCGGAGCGGAGCUGGUUUGUGGGUGGCCAGGAGCGUCAGUUUAACCAAGUGGUCAGUUCCUUGUGUGACGCCGAUCCCCAAACAGAAGUCAAUAAAACACCACUGACUGUCUUUGGGAGAAACCUCGACAUUCCGUGGUCCUCAGGCGGAGUCGCCCAAUUUACGUUCAACGAGCUAUGCGACGAGUCUCUCGGACCUGCGGACUACCUCACCCUCGCCGCCCGUUUCCACACCCUCGCGAUCUCCGACAUCCCCAUCCUCACGCUCGCCGCGAAAAACCAAGCGCGGCGCUUCAUCUCCCUCGUCGACGCGCUGUACGAAGCCCGGUGCCGGCUCGUGUGUCUCGCGGACGCGCGGCCCGAGGGGAUCUUCUUCCCCGACGCACGGGCGCGGGCAGCGCCGGCGGGCGACCUGGAUGUGAUGCUGGCCGAGUCGUUCACGCACGCGCAGGAGAGCUACCGGCCGAACGUUGCGGCGUACGAUGCACCCAAGAUGCAGCAGGAGCUGGCGCAUGCGCAGCCGCUGGCGCUGGACUCUCUGUCCCUAUUCUCGGGCCAGGAAGAGCAGUUCGCUUACAAGCGCGCGCUGUCGCGGUUGAUCGAGAUGACGGGUCCCGAGUACGCUCGCACAGCCGAGUGGACUCCUUUGCAGGACCCGGAUCGCACCUGGGAGAAGAACCUCCAGAAGGAUCCCGGACACCGGCUUCCAUCUGGGACCUCGGCCGGUGAAUCACCAACGGAGGAUGAUUUGAGACCGGCUGCGCCCAAGCUCAAAGAGGACCAUGUUUGGGGUGUCAGAGACGACUGGGGAGAUUCCGCGAAAGAUUGGGGACGCGGCGCGAAGAUAUAUGAAAAGCCGUGAGUGAGCUGUCGCCCCAUGACUUUUGGUGGAAAGGGUGUGAGCACUCGCGCACAGUUUUAAGUUUAUCGCUCUGGGAGUUGCUUACGUAGAUCGUUUGAACAGAGGGGUCACGUGCUUACCAUAGCUGCCUGUGACGUCGGCCGUGACAUCGGCAAUUUCGAAAGUUGGCAACCAAUAUCUAGCGGUGAACCCCAUCCUAGGCUAAUCUCACGCAACGCAAAGCAUCUCCGUAACUCGUGGCAUCCACUCAAAUCCAAUGACACAUUCAUGUUUCCCGUGAUCCAUCGUGGCACACGUGAGACUUGGGGGUAUUCGGGAGGGAACCAGGUGCUCAAUGAGAUGACGAGGACGUCGAACGGAUUUUCAUUCAGCACGGCCGAGGCACCAAUUCCUGGACUUCAUAUUAGGGGGAAUGAGUGCUACAUAGCAGUCGACGACGGGGCUUGCCCCGGCCACCUCGCAGCGAAGCGCUAAUACUUGCCUCGCCCUCACGCCACACAAACGCGUGCCAAUCCCAAUUUCGUCCGUAACCAGUCGCAAAAACCGAGCGUUUACUGGAUGCCGUGCCGAUGCGUCACAGCCGCAGAGACCCACGGCGGCCCCCUCCUUGCUUUCCCCCUCCCACCCGUCUCCGCGAAUCAGAACCUACUGCAAUGCAAGUCUCAGUCUCCCCUGGCGUGGGCUACCACGAUGAUUCGGACACCGAUUCGACGCCGAUGCUGCACGCGAGGGAGAUGUUCUGGUAUGCGAAUCGCGAGUGGCUCCGGGAGCAAGGAUACGUGCUGCGCGCUCGACUGCAGGAGGAGUGGAGUCCGACGUACGGGUGGCAGGGCGCAGCCAGCGACUCCGAGGAUGCGUACAUUUGGCCGCAAGACAACAUCAUGGAUGCGACUCGUGCCGUCGACGGCGCGUUCGUGUUGAUGAAACGCAUCGCGCGCGCCCGCGACGCGCAAGAGCUCGAGAUCGCGACGUGGCUGGCGGAACACGACCGGGCUCAUUAUUGCGUGCCCAUUUUGCGGGUCCUGGCCCGAGAGCGGGAGCCGGAUUGGGUCAUCCUGGUCAUGCCGCUGCUUCGUGAGUACGACUCGCCGAGGCUCCAGACGGUCGGAGAGGCGGUCGAGUUCUUCCGGCAGAUGUUUCUGGGCAUUGGAUUUCUCCACGAAAACAACAUCGUCCAUGGGGACUGCUCGAGCAAGAAUAUACUGAUGGAUGGCGGGCCGUUGUAUGCUGCCCCGUGGCAUCCCAUCCGGCAGGAUUUCCGACGUGACUGGACGGGCAAAGCGUCCCACUCAACGCGCACUCGGCACCCCGUGCGAUACCACUGGAUCGACUUCAGCAGCUCGCGCCGACUCCUCUCUGAUGAGGGAGAUACAAGCGGGGAUCGCGCCGCGGCAAAGUUCAAAGCCGACGUGUACCGUCUCGGCAAGUCGAUCGAGGAGGACUUUCUCGUGGGAACCGAAUACAAGCGCCCCAAACGCGGCUUGGAUUUCAUGCGGCCGCUGGUAGCCGCGAUGACGCACCCGGAUCCCGCGCGCCGCCCGACAAUGGAUGAAUGCAUGCGACAUCUCGAGGAGCUCGUGAGGGGGUUGGGCUCCUGCAGACUCCGGUCCCGGCUGGCGGAACGGGGAGAUCUUCCCUUGGUCCACGCUGUUCCGCACUGGGUGCGCCAUGUGCUGUUCGUGCUGAAGAGGCUGCCUCCAAUUCCUGUUCCGUCCUGAGAGUCUCGGAUGAUUUUCGACUCGGGAAAUCUCUCGCAGCUUCUCGAGAAGCGAAUAUGCACAAUAUAAUAUUGCACUUGUGAUUCUGAUUGCAUUCAACCGUGAGAAUUAUCCUGUGACCUCGCUGUCGAGGAAGAAUUUGGAAAAAUCACAAUUCGUCUACGUCUGGUGAAUUGCACAGCCCAGCCUGAUCCCACGCAGACUCGAACGCGCCCCUGGAGGUAUCUUUUCAUGACACCUAUUGCGCACAGGGCAUACCAUUCCUCCAUUAAAAAAAAUCCAGUUCAAGAUGAAUCCGGUUGAGAUCCACCUAACGUAAAA